UAGAAGAGCUUUUCUGUGCAGCAGUGUGGAAGUGGAGCUCUUUCUGCAGGUGACCUGAGCCAUGCCAAACAGAGACAGCUACAGGUCACACUCUCUUAAUGCUUCAGGGGGAUUCUGUCUGUGACUCUUCUCAUCUUUUAUGAUCCUUCAAAAAUCAAUGCAUGUCAUCUCAAACCUGCCUACACCAUUAAACAUUGCGUGCAUAAGGGCCUGAGUUUCAACCUAAAAAACACACUCAACAUGACUAUCACCAUUCAGAACAUCACAGCCACCUCUGCCAUUGUGAGCUGGCCGUCAUCUCCAGGCUGCGUGGACACGUUCUACAGCAUCAUGUAUCACCCUAACUGGAACAGCCUGCUGAUGGGUUACACACGCAAGAGCUUCCUGCGGGAGGACAGGGUUCCCGUGAGCCAGACGUCCACCAGUCUGGGCAACCUCAGUCCACAGACCACUUACAUCCUCUGCGUCACCUGCCAGUCCGCCAACCCCACCAGAGAGCAGUGCCAGGUCUUCAGUACCCUAGAUGAGGGCAAUGAGCUCGGAGAGAGCGGCAGGGAGCUGGCGAUGGGCGUCUGGCUGGCCAGCAGCAUCCUGUUGCUGAUCAUUGCUGUGGCUCUGCUUUGGGGAUGUCUGCACACCAUGUGUCCAGCCAAGAGGGACCCAGAAAGAGGCAGCCAGUCAGGUCCGAACCCUCCACACCUGGCUCUGACCCCCAUGGGUGGGAACAUGGGAAGCGAAGGAAGAAAAAGUCUGUACACACCCGGCUUUGGCGGGGAAGACUCUCAGGACGCAACAGUGAUUGAGAAUCCUUUCCGAGCCGAGCAUGGUAGAGAAAUGGCGAAGUGGCAGGGUUGUGAACUUCGAACACCAACUAAUAAACAGAGAUUUGGCCCUGGGUCAGAAUAACUAGGGCACCAAAUUUUGAUGCACUGACCCCAAAAAUUCAAACUAUUAGAACUUACACAAUGAGGACAAUCACUGGGGUUCAACCCAUUUUGAGGAAAGGAGACUUGUCAGGGUUAAAUUAGCAUUUAAAUGUAAAAUGAAAAUAUCACCAACAUAUUAAACAAGGAAAUUGAAGGAGUUCAAUUGUGGCUUCGAUACAAUUCUACAAACUGCAGUUAUUUUUUGGUAUGCCUUUACAAUGGUUAAAUUUGUAAACAUAAGUUAAUGCAUUUUGUUUUAGAAUUAAUUUAGGUUUAUAUUAUUUAUUUUUAUUUAUUUAUAACCCCCUCCCCCCCGA
Molecule: messenger RNA, 1243 nt
Organism: Cyprinus carpio (common carp)
Lineage: Eukaryota; Metazoa; Chordata; Actinopteri; Cypriniformes; Cyprinidae
Gene: fndc9
Product: fibronectin type III domain containing 9
Molecular function (GO): protein binding
Source: RefSeq, a predicted model, not a curated record